AGUCAAGCCUGCGGGAUGGCACGGUUACUAUCCCUGGUGCUGCAGCCCUGCUCAGGGUUCCUCAGAGCCCUUGUCCUCCUCCAUCUCCUCUGUCUCAACUCAGACAAGAGCCUGAUGCCACGAACACUCGACAGCCAGAUCACGGUGGAGAAGACCCCCAGCUACUUUGUCACCAAGGAGGCGCCGCGGCGGAUCUUCAACAUGUCGCGGGACACAAAGCUGAUCGUGGUGGUGAGGAACCCGGUCACCCGUGCCAUCUCGGACUACACGCAGACUCUCUCCAAGAAGCCAGACAUCCCCACCUUCGAGGGGCUGUCCUUCCGCAACCGCAGCCUGGGGCUGGUGGACACCUCCUGGAAUGCCAUCCGCAUCGGGAUGUAUGCCGUGCACCUGGAGAGCUGGCUCCAGUACUUCCCCCUCUCCCAGAUCCACUUUGUCAGCGGGGAGAAGCUGAUCACAGACCCGGCUGGGGAGAUGGGCAAAGUCCAGGACUUCCUGGGCAUCAAACGGGUUAUCACAGACAAGCACUUCUACUUCAACAAGACAAAAGGCUUUCCUUGCCUGAAAAAAACAGAGAGCAGCAGCUCACCACGCUGCCUGGGCAAGUCCAAAGGGAGGACUCACGUGCAGAUAGACCCCGAGGUGAUAGAGCAGCUCCAGGACUUUUACAGACCUUACAAUAUCAAGUUCUAUGAAACAGUCGGGCAGGACUUCAGGUGGGAAUAAGCACCCGGGAGCAGAGCUGUGGUGACGUGGCACUGCAGUCUUCCACGAGGGUGGCCUGUGGGGGCCAGGGCUGGGGCCAGGCCCUGCAGCCAGCCUGUCCCUCCUGGAAACCCCAGGCCCAGGCGGGACGGCAGGCCGGGAUGCUGCAGGGUGAGCAGGGCUGGGGGAGCCCAGCUGGGGAAGACGCAGAGUCCUGCCGCAGCCACUGCAGGAUGGGUGCCAGCAGGCACUGCCCAUCCCAGCGGGUCGGCGCUGUGGUGGCCUGUGCUGUGGGGUCCUGCUCACUUGUACAGCCAUGUGGUCCUGGGCCACGGCGAUGGCCCCAACUUGCAGCCCGUGCACAGGCUCCUCCAGGGCACACCCCUCCUUGGCACCCCAAAGUGAACCAGGGCUCCCGGGUAGUCCCAGCCCCGGGGCGCAGAGGAGGCAUCGCUGUCUGUGGGGUCAGGGCAGGCAGGGCUGCAGCCGCUCUGCUUCGCCCAUCACUGCAGCACGGCGUGCAGCCACGAGGGUGGUGAGAUGUAUCUGCUUGAAGAAAAACUGUCUUUGAAAAAUGUUGUACCAAUAUUUUGUCCUGUGAAUAAAGCACAGAAUCCUGCUGUUACGGGUACUUUAGUGGCACUAGCAUCCUUGUUCAGCAUGUGAUCUCUUGUGUAAAUAAAAGCGGCUACCACCGGUC
This is a messenger RNA of Oxyura jamaicensis (ruddy duck), 1405 nucleotides long. RefSeq names its product heparan sulfate glucosamine 3-O-sulfotransferase 2-like. Bases 16 to 726 code for a protein of 236 amino acids. Gene Ontology annotation, molecular function: [heparan sulfate]-glucosamine 3-sulfotransferase activity. NCBI's taxonomy places the organism in Eukaryota, Metazoa, Chordata, Aves, Anseriformes, Anatidae. The transcript is spliced from 2 exons. The record is from RefSeq and is a predicted model, not a curated record.